UACUACGUCUAGGCCCGGCUCGGGCUCUUGUUGCGCGAGGCGGGUGUGUGACGCCGCUCGCCGGUGUCCUCCCUCCCUGAGGCUGGGCCGGGCUGGAGCUGGAAGCAAUUCCCAGCAGACAGAGAUGGGCGUCCAGGGCCUCGCCGCCACUCGGAAACGCUUUUCUUCUUCCUCCUCCUCCUCCUCCUGCCGCUUUUGAGCCUGCUUUCCUUGCUCCUCCUCCUCCUCCUCGGCGCCUGGGCUACAGCUAGCCCCGAUGGAGACCCCCGUGGCGGGGCCGCCCGUCACCCUCAUCAUCAAAGCGCCCAACCAGAAAUACACCGACCAGACCAUCAGCUGCUUCUUGGACUGGACCGUGGGCAGGCUGAAGUGCCACCUCUCCAAGGUGUACCCCAGCAAGCCGUCUACAAAGGAUCAGAGGCUGGUGUAUUCUGGCAGAUUGCUUCCUGAUCACCUGCAGCUGAAAGAUAUUCUCAGAAAACAAGAUGAAUAUCAUAUGGUUCAUUUAGUCUGUUCUUCACGGACACCCCCGGGUUCUCCAAAGCCUGACACUAUUAGGGAAAACCAUGGCCCAUCAGCAUCUAGCAGCAUCUCGAGUUCAGAACAUUCAGGAUCAACAACUCCUUCUUCCCCCUCUCAAGAAACUUUACACACUAUCAGCAGUAGCUCUGAUGGUGUAAGGCAUCGUAACCUUCCACAAGCACAAAGCAAUCCCAUGCAAAGCCAUCAAGUCCCAUAUAUAAUGCAAGGCGAUGUAGGCAACCAGUUUCCUGGGCAAGGAGUGCCAGCUGGGUUUCCAGUGUAUCCUGCUUUCAGCCCUCUACAGAUGAUAUGGUGGCAACAGAUGUAUGCACGCCAGUAUUAUAUGCAAUAUCAAGCUGCAGUUUCUGCCCAGGCUGCACCCAGCACUGAAGCUGCUAGUCCUCCAGUUCCACAGCCCGCAAAUUCUGAGCGUGCUCCUGCAAAUGAGCCCCCAGCAGCACCAAAUGUAGUCCCACCGGAGAACAGGCCUGUAAAUCAAAAUGUCCAGAUGAAUGCUCAAGGAGGCCCAGUAAUGAAUGAGGAAGACUUCAAUCGAGACUGGCUAGACUGGAUGUACACAUUUUCGAGAGCUGCUAUUCUCCUAAGCAUUGUAUAUUUCUAUUCCUCCUUCAGUCGUUUUGUGAUGGUGAUGGGGGCCAUGUUACUGGUUUACCUACACCAAGCAGGGUGGUUCCCAUUCAGGCAAGAAGGAAUCCAACAGCCUGCAGCGAACAAUGCGGACAUGAAUCCUGAUGGGCAAAAUGUAAAUAAUGCCGGACUUGAAGAGAUGGAGCGCCUUAUGGAUGAUGGGAUCGAUGAAGACAGUGGCGAAGACAUAGUUGAUGUCAAUACAGAACAGCAUCCUGGGUUUAUGGCUUCUGCUUGGUCCUUCAUCACCACCUUCUUCACAUCCCUCAUCCCUGAAGGGCCUCCACAAGUUGGCAACUAAGCAAAGGAAGAACUGUCAGUAGUAGAGCAGCUAUGCUUUAAAGUGGAAGUUGACUCUAGGGGGGCGGGGGUAUUUUAAAUACAGUGCAAUUUCAAAAGAUUUAUAAUGUAAACUUUCUGAUCAUGAUGUACAAAAAUGUGUAUUUUUUUCAUUUUCAGCUUUCUCAUGCUUAUGAAUAUUUUAAGCAAAAGUGGACUACUAAAUGCUUUUUAAAAGAGUUUUCUUUAAAGAAGAAGAAAAAGAAAAAAUAUUGGUCUUCCAUAUUAUUGUUUUAAUUGUGUUAACACUGAGACAAGGAACUUGUAGUUGGUGUGCAAUGUCAUCCCUUUAAAGAGUUGUUACAUUACAAAUUCAGCAGUAAUAUGAAGAAAUAAGAUUCUUCACAGUAAAAUAGAACAUGUGUAGGAAUCUUUGUGUGUGUGAUUUUUACAAAUUCCUUAAAACAUGUUGUAUUACAGUUUUGAGUUUGUGGCAACUCAGUCUUGCCAGUGGCAUGCAUCUUCCCCCUCCUCUUCCCACGCCAUAAAUAAUACAGCAGCUCUUCAAAGGGAACAGACAGUGAUGGAAUACACGACAAACUGUUAAUACAUGCUGUGUUUUUUAAGACAUGUACUGCGAAGCACAGACACGUGUAAUUAGUUUUUUAAUUAAAAAAAGCUACAGUGAAAAGAA
Molecule: messenger RNA, 2143 nt
Organism: Elgaria multicarinata webbii
Lineage: Eukaryota; Metazoa; Chordata; Lepidosauria; Squamata; Anguidae
Gene: HERPUD2
Product: HERPUD family member 2
Exons: 8
Coding region: 257-1471 (404 amino acids)
Biological process (GO): endoplasmic reticulum unfolded protein response
Molecular function (GO): protein binding
Source: RefSeq, a predicted model, not a curated record